Prunus armeniaca (apricot) is the source of this 390-nucleotide messenger RNA. The record is from the annotation of a GenBank genome assembly. Lineage: Eukaryota; Viridiplantae; Streptophyta; Magnoliopsida; Rosales; Rosaceae.
AUGGCCCAAUGCGAGUUGAAACCCAGGACACGCGGCCGAGUCCAGGGUCAAGAAGAGGCAAUUAAGCAAACCAAAACGACAUCAUAUGUUAAAGAAGAAAGGCUCCUGCGGCCGCACAAUGUCAUUGGCUCUGUAAUCAGAGCCUUCGUUGGAGAUCAGAGACAUGAGCGUGAAGAAAGAGAGAGACGAGGAGACGUGCGGAUUUCAAUCAAGCAAAACAAGCGAAGCUCCACCAAUGCGAUUCUUGUUUUGCGAGUUUUAACGCCUCGAUGGCCGCCAUGGAUCCACGAUCGGAUCCGUACUCCAUGGCAGCUUGCUCAAGGUGCGAUGUCGAUUGAUAGAGGCACUGACAGCGGGCAAUAUCAGUCUCAACUUUUCAAGUUAGGAUGA